AUGUCUCUCCCGACGACCGGCUCGUCGCCGACUCUGUCUGCCCAAACCUUCAUGCCUCUGCUCUACGCCAUCGCAGUCCCAGUCCCUGUUGUGGUGAUAGUCCUGGGCGGGAUUCUGGGCACUUUCCGAUGUAUCAGAGCACGACGACGAAAGGCGAGAGCAGCUGCUGAGCAGCUUGACGUGGAGAUGGUUGUGCCGACUGUACUGGCCGCACCCGUUGUGCCGCCAGACUCAAUUACUCUCACUCGUCCUUCGAGGGAGAGUGACAGGAGUGUCCUGUACCAUGCUUGGCACGGUAGUGCCAGGGUCAAUGGUAGGGUAAGUAACUCGGGCCUGACGGUGCCGCUGCCUGAGCCGCAGCUACCAGGUCUGCUCCCUCAGAGGACGAUUAGUGAUAGCGACGUCUCGAGCCUGGCGCUCGACGAGACGCACGCUUCGCCUAGCAAGGCUGAACAUCCAUAG
This is a messenger RNA of Recurvomyces mirabilis, 462 nucleotides long. RefSeq lists its product as uncharacterized. NCBI's taxonomy places the organism in Eukaryota, Fungi, Ascomycota, Dothideomycetes, Mycosphaerellales, Teratosphaeriaceae. The transcript has a single exon. Bases 1 to 462 code for a protein of 153 amino acids. The record is from RefSeq and is a predicted model, not a curated record.